Molecule: messenger RNA, 4506 nt
Organism: Symbiodinium necroappetens
Lineage: Eukaryota; Dinophyceae; Suessiales; Symbiodiniaceae
Source: the annotation of a GenBank genome assembly
GUGAACUCGAUUCGUCCCUCGGCCGUCGGGUGCAAGUUGGCCAAUAUCUAUGACAUAAAUUCCAAGGUUUAUCUGCUGAAGCUUCAGCGGAAAGGCUUUAGAUGCUUGCUUCUCCUGGAAAGCGGCGUGCGUUUUCACCUGACGGAGUACCAGCGAGACAAGUCGUCGAUCCCAUCUAACUACACCAUGAAGUUGCGCAAGCAUCUGCGCAACAAGCGGCUGACGAACGUCAGUCAACUCGGAGCGGAUCGUGCUGUCGAUUUCCAGUUCGGCCGCGGUGAGACAUCUUUUCAUUUGAUCUUGGAGAUCUACGUGACCGGUAAUUUGAUUCUCACCGACAGCGAAUACCAAAUCCUGGCUUUGCUCAGAGUGCACUCGGACCAAGAGACCAAGGUGGCCAUGCGCCAGACGUAUCCCGUAGACAAGGCCAUGGGGCUCUUAAAGGUGCCCCUUGCAGAUUUUUCGGAUGAGAUCGAGGACAUCUUGGAUCUGGCCUCUGCUCGUGCUGAGAAUCAGGAGGUCAGGGAACUAGAGAUGGACGACGAGAAGGCGGCCAAAGACAAGAAGAAAGGCGUCGAAUCUGCUUUUGCCAAGAAGUCCAAAAAACGAGUGCAGCACAGCGCAAUGCCUGUGGUGAUGCUGCUGCAUAAGCUUGCGCCUUUUGCGGAUCCUGCGCUGUGCGCCAGCUGCGUGGCCAAAGUGUCUGCAGCGAAUGGCAAAACCGUGCAGAAUGCGUUCAAGAUAACGGUGGAUGACAUGUCCUUUGAGGAGCUGGUGGAGCUGGAGCAGUCCUCUGCCGAGAUGCUCCUGGACACGCUGCGCAGCGUGUCGCGGCCGGACGAUUUAGGGGGUGGCAACAUGCCCGUGCUGGCGGUGGCAGAAGCCGCUGAUGAUGAUGUGAAUGAUGCCGAAGACGACGAGGACGAAGCAGAUGUUCCACCAGAGCCUCAAGACGAGGCACAGGCACAGCCUGGGCCUGAGACAGGCAUCAAGCGCGGUGCGCCGCCAGAGGCUGAUGCACCGGUGGUUCCUGGCUGGAUCCUACGAAAGAAGGUGCACACCCCACCUGCAGAAGCUACCUGGGCUAACGAAGAAUUCAGUCCGUUGGAGCCGCCGCAGCCAGAAGAAGCCGACGCUGUCCUUUCGUUUCCAAGCUUCCAUAGAUGUGUUGACGAGUUCUUCACUCAGCUUGAGGAGAACAAGGCAGUCGAGCAAAAGGCACAGCAUGCCCAAAGUGUGAUGGCACGUGUCGACCGGAUCCGUGCGGAUCAGGGACGUCGGCUUCAAGAGCUAGAGGCCGAGCAGGAGGCGUCGGAGCGCAAGGCGAGCCUCAUCGAACGCAACGUCGAACUCGUCGACCGAGCUCUCCAAAUGAUCAAUGCCAUGCUGGCAUCCCAGGUGGACUGGGGUGAACUUUGGCGCGAAGUCAAACGCCAGCAGCGCUUGGGACAUCCCAUCGCCGAGCAUAUUCACUCCAUGAAUCUGGAACAGAACGAGUUCAAGAUCCUAUUGGCGGACAUCGACGAAGAGCAAGGCGAAGACGAAGGUACUGAUGACAAGCCGAUGGAAGUGGUGGCACUAAACCUGAACUUGUCUGCCCAUGCCAACGUUGCACGCCUACACAGCAAGAGGAAAGAAACCAGGGACAAGACUUCGCGCACGCAGACGCAUGCCGAAGCCGCCAUAAAGACUGCCGAGAGAAAGGCGCACCAGGAUCUGCAGAAGUUCGACUUGAAGCAAACAAUUCGCCGUGUGCGUCAGACUUGGUGGUUCGAGAAGUAUAUUUGGUUUGUGUCCUCGGAGAACUACCUCGUCGUGGCUGGCCAUGAUGCGGUGCAGACAGAGCAGCUCUUUUUGAAGCACCUUGGCGAAAACGACGCCUUCAUCCAGGCAGAUGUUGCAGGAGCUCGGACCUGCUUCGUGCGGAACCCGGAAGGUGGGGAAGUCCCUCCUGCCACUCUCCGCGAAGCCGGUACGCUCGCGCUUUGCCACAGCACUGCUUGGGAUAAGCAGAUUGUCAUCUCCGCAUGGUGGGUGCCCAUCACGCAGGUCACGCGAGGCAAAGCUCCAGAUGAGGACCACCACUGUGUGGAUGACUUCUAUGUCACCGGCCGUCGUCAGUUUAUGCCACCGCUACACUUGGAGAUGGGCAUGACGCUCCUAUUUCAGGUCUCAGAGGCCUGUGCCCAGCGGCACAAGGGCGAGCGGAAGAGCCGGUAUCUAGAGGCAAUGGCCAACAAGCCAAAAGCCGCAGAAGAGGAGAUGCAAGAGGUGGAAGCUGACAGCGACCAUGAGCUGGCUGCAAGUGAAGAAGAGGAAGAAGCAGAGCAGGCUGGCAUGGACGAUAACCAAGAAAACCAUCAGGACAACGAAGACGAUAAAGAGAAGACGGAAGAUGAAGAGGACAGCAGGGAAGUUGCGGCGAGCCGCAGCCAACCGGACGACACCGAAAAGAGCCGGGGCAAGAUGAGAAUUUCGCGAGCUGAGCGCAGGCGUCAGAGAAAGGAUAGCGCCGAGGAGGAUCAGGUUGAGCAGGUUGAGCCGGAAGCAAGCAAAAAAUCUGCGGAUCCCAAAUCGAAAGGGCCAAGCACGGAGCCGCUUCCUCGUGGGCAGAAAUCGAAAGCCAAGAAGAUGAAGGAGAAAUAUGCUGAUCAGGACGAGGAUGAGCGCGAGCUGCGGCUAGCCCUUCUCGGCAGCCGGAAGAUCAAGAGAGCCGGAGGCGACCCGGCCAAAGAGAGUAGCAUCCUCGCCUCAGGGGGCACCGGCGGCACGGAAGCAGGCGGCGAAGCUGUGCAGGCCAGCACGGGGACGACUGGUGAGCAGAAUGCAGCGCAGCCAAAGAAGGAGGCAAACGAAAGGAAACCGCCGCGUCGACCGCCCAAUCGUGAUGAGGUGUUGAAGGUGGGCUGCGACGCAGAGCGGGCGGAUUCGCCUGCGCAGCUCGAUCUUCUCACUGGGCAGCCCCAGCCGGAGGACGAGGUGUUGUAUGCCAUGCCCAUGGUUGCCCCCUACUGUGCUCUCGGAGGGCCCUACAACCUCCGGGUAAAGCUCACGACUAUGCCGCUUGGCAGAGCAUGCUUGCGUGGCUUUCACUUUAGUUAUUUCCACAUCUACUUGAUCUUUAUGGUUGUGGGAGCAGGCUGUGGCUGGCUUCUCAUCAAUGCUCUUUUCAAUGCGAUGGCGAAUAAACCAGUGCUCACCAAGGAAGGCAAAACGUUCGGCCAAUUCAGCAUCAACCAGGGUGUUGUUGGCUUGGUCACAGGUCUGCUGUACUUCAUCUGGAACUUUCUAUAUCCCGAGUGUCUCUCCUUGCGCGCCCAGCAGAUCACUAUCACGCUUCUGCUGGCCUUGAACGCAACUUUCUGCAUGCUCCUUGCAAUGUUCUGGCAAUCCGACGCUCCAGAGUACACUUUCUUCAUGUUCUCAGACAUUGUGGCCCAGCUGGUGGGCAAUGCCACCAUUUUUUUGCUGUUUCCGUUGAUUGCAACUUACUACGCUGGCUGGCUCGUCGCACCAGUCCGAGCAGGCACGGAUCUUUCCAGCUUGUUUGCCACGAUGAUCGCGCAAGCCCAAAACCCACAUCCGGGGUCAGGCAAGCUGAGAUUUUCCGUCUCAACGCUCUUUGGUGUUUACUCCACGGUCUCAGUUCUCGGUCUACUGGCUUGGGCCUGCAUUCUUUACUUUGGCACGGGCUUGCGAUAUACGAUGGAUCAGAAGGAUGGCUCGGUUGAGCUCUCAGACAGUGAAAGUGAAGACUCCUCGGAGGAGAUGGGUUCCACCCAUGAGUCUGAGGGCGACGGAGAUGUCAGAGUAUGCUCCGUAGCGGACAAGCGGCGCGCGUUCGAUGGCCUCUACGUUCCACGCAAGCUGCUCCUUCCGAUUCUCUUUGCGACGUUGUCGCAGAUCUCGCAGUGGGGCCUGGCCCUGUCGCUUGGGCAGACGGGCGCGAUGAGCGUGGAUCCCCUGGCCUGCGAUGGGAAGGUGGGGAAAGAGACGUACCGAUGGGCCUUGACAGCGUCUCAGGUCAUGGUGCCCUUGGGUUCCGUCAUGUCCUCGGUGAUGCCCAGCCCCCGACCCGUCUUCUAUGUCCUCGCCGUUGCGCAGCUGAUGGCGGGGACACCCUCUGGCCAGUCACUCUAUGUUGGGUGCUUUGCCCUUACGGCGGGCUUGGAAGGAUACUUGCUAACCAUGGCUUUCCGCUACAUCGGCGAUGCGGUGGAUAUUCCCGGCAAGAGGCCCGGGAACCAGAAGAAAGGCCAAGCCGUGCGGCACUGUCUGAAGAUUUUUGCAGAACAGACGGAAAGACGAGCCUGGAAGUUGUUGGUCCAGGCGAUCCCCGAGAACGAAGCCACACAGCUCAUGUGUGGAAGCUGCAAAAUGUCAAUGCCAGGGCUGCAAAAACUGCAGCAGCAACUCAGGAAAGAGAAGCGGAAAGAAAACAAGGAAGUGGACAAACAGCUUGGCCAAGCAAAGGCAAAGGUCAAGCAAAAGGCUCCAAAGAAGUAG